GGCGCUUCGCUCCCGUUAAACCACAACAAAGAUGGAGGCGCGACAUGACAGCUAGAUUUGCAUUUUUCAUCGCGACGCGCUCAAACUCGCGCUGAAGUGAAGAUGGACGCGCCGCAUCUACCGGAGCACAGCGCGGAGAAACGCGUCCGUAUCGUCGGAUCCGAGCUGGUGGAGAAUUACACGGUUUACAUCAUAGAGGUGAAUGUUGGAGAUCACAGGUGGACUGUCAAGCAUCGAUACAGCGACUUUCACGAUUUGCACGAAAAACUCACUGUGGAGAAGAAGAUCGAUAAGCAUCUGUUGCCGCCCAAGAAGAUCAUCGGCAAAAAUUCCAAAAGCCUCGUGGAGAAGCGACAAAAGGAGCUGGAGGUUUAUCUCCAAACGCUCCUGAGCAGAUUCCCUGCAUCGACCCCCAAAGUCCUGUCUAACUUCUUACUCUUUCACUUAUAUGAAAUCAAUGGAAUUGCUGCGGCCCUGGCUGAAGAGCUCUUUCAUAAGGGUGAGCAGUUGUUGGCUGCAGGCGAGGUGUUUCUCCUCAGGCCGCUCCAGUUGUACGCCGUCUCACAGCAGCUGAAACUCGCCAAACCAACCUGUACCAACGGAGACGCCAGAGCUGACCUGGGACACAUCCUGGACUUCACCUGCCGCCUCAAGUACCUCAAGAUCCCUGGAAUGAAAGCAAUGGUGGGGACGAGUAACAUCGAGGAGCAGAGCCUCCCGUUUGACCUGUCCAUCUUUAAAUCGCUGCUUCAGAUCGAGAUCAGUGAUUGUGAUGUCGGACAAAUCAAAGAUCUGCCUUCCCUAAAGCCCACUCUUGCCACGCUCAGCAUACACCUCUCAGCCAGCAGCAUGAAGGAAAUCUUAGUUCCUGAAGCGUCCGAAUUUGCGCAGUGGGAACCUGAGGGUGUUGAUACGGACUGUCCCGUGACGGCGAUCAUUCCCACGUGGAAGAUGCUCACUACUUUGGACAUGAGCCGAAACUUCAUACGCUGCAUUGAUGACUCGGUGAAACUGAUUCCUGCAGUCGAAUUCCUUGAUCUCAGCUAUAAUGAAUUGUCUCUAGUGGAAAACCUCCAGCAUUUGUACAACCUGGUUCAUCUGGAUCUGUCCUUCAACAAACUCACGGUCCUGGAGGGCGUUCACACUAAACUCGGGAAUAUCAAGACUUUGAAUCUGUCUGGGAAUCAGUUGGAGACGCUUUCCGGCCUCAGUAAACAUUACUCAUUGGUUAACUUGGAUUUAAGCAGCAACAGAUUAACACAGCUGGAUGAAAUCAAACACAUUGGCACUCUUCCCUGUCUGGAGAAACUGUCUCUGGCUGAUAACCCCAUGUGCAUCAUCCCAGAUUACAGGACUAAAGUCCUGGCCCAGUUCUGUGACCGGGCCUCCGAGGUGUGUUUGGAUGGUACAACCACCACAGAAAAAGAGCUCGACACGGUGGAGGUGCUGAAAGCCAUUCAGAAAGCAAAAGAGGCCAAAGACCGAAUGGCAAACAAUGAGAAAAAGGUGAGUGACGUCCCGGGGCAGGCCGCAGACAGGCCACAGUCCUCUUCGUCCUCUCUCGUCGCGCCGCCCUCCUCUUCCUCCCCCUCUCUGUCUCAUUCCACCUGCUCCAGUCAAGAAAUAACUACUUGUAAAGAAAAAGCUUUUAUUACCAAAGAGAUAUUAACUCCUGUGGAUUCUACACGUACCCAGAGAUGCUAUGAUGUUUACAGCUCAACCUGUGAUGUCAUUCCGCAGGUGGAAACUCAAAUUGAUUCGAGUUUGUCUUCGGAGGUCACCUUUGAGAGCAGCCCCUGUUGCUGUGAAGAGGAGUGGAAACCUUGGACUGCAAGUCUUUCGAAUCUCUUUUUGCCUCCUUCCUUACUGUCCUACACAACCAUCAACCAGGAGUUUACAAACCAGCUUUUUGCUCAAAUCAGCCUGUCUAAUAAAGAAGAAUCAACCCCAAAACCCUGCAAAACCCCGUCUCUUGAGGGAACAGACCAGGGCAGCCCUCAAUCUGGAGAUGGCUACUUUGAGAUGACACUAGAUGAUACUAACGAGAUCAUGGGUUGUUCCUCCUCGUCUACUAUUCAGGAAAAGGUAACAGAUGAUGUGAAGAAGGAAUCCACAAUUGUUAAUGUAAAACUGGUGGUUUGGUCUCUUUGCAUCAGUGUUGGAGAAGGUUUGAGUCAGCGGCCAUCUUGUUUGGUGGCAACGGACUGCUCACUUGUGGUUUUCCACACAAGGUCAGAAGAACCAGUGAGUAACUUGGAGGAACUAACGGAGAACCUUGAGAUAGACUUGAUUGUGCCAUACACCAACAUUGAGACCUUUCAGUUUGAUAUUCCAGAGGUUUGUGUCUCCUUGAAUGUGAAGUCAAACAGUACACGUUGGUUCUUUUUCUCAGAUGCCCAAAGUCUGAAGGAGAUGCACUCUUGCAUUGUUCCAUAUGUGGACCAAGCUAAUGAGCAAGUAUUGAACUCCCCUAACACUCAACUGUUUAUCCGACAGUUUCUGAACUCUUGGGACUUUGAGGAAAGUGCGGGCAGUGUUAAAGGCGGAUACUUGAUCCAUUUCCUUAAUCUAGACUCAUCUACCUCUGACAAGAAUGUUGCAAACAACCCCCAGUUUCCAAAGAACUCUGUACCUUCAGAUGUUUUAUCCCAAAUCAGCCUGUUUGAAAGUGAUCAGGACCAAACCUCCAAUCCCAUGAUCCUUUUCCUGACCUCUCGGUACCUCUGUAUUCUCAAGGUAGAUUUUGUUGCUCUGGCGUCCCGGGACCCUGCGGAAGCAAGGAGGAUGCAGAGCUGCUCCAAAGUAACCCAUAUCCCACUCUCAUUCACGCUUCUCGACCCAAAGCAGUGCUGUUCGUGUAGGGCUGUCUCAAACUCUCGCCUUUUCUACGAUGAGCAUGUUAUAGAACUGAUGGUGGGUCAUGAGUGCCUGACUGUUGUUUUUGCCCUUCCACAAGACAAGUUCAUGUUCCUGAGAGAGUUCACACAGCUUCGGUCCAGUCUGAGGGAAAUUAAGACCAUAGCCCUCCAGCGCACCAAGAAAGGACACUUGAAAGUGCACAGUUGUCCCGCUCCUGCUACAGCCACGGAAAGAAUACCUGCCAGCAGCAUCCCUCAGGAAGUGCCAAGGCCCCAUCUGACCCUGUCUUUGCUGUAUCCAGCCAAAUCCCUCAUUCAGCAGCUGAUGGAGGACAACCAAUGUCCCUCGCAUCUCUCGCUCUCCUCCUCAUUACUCCUCAUCUCGUCUCUCAAGGGAGACCAGCUCGUUCACUUCUUCCACAACAAUGUUGCAGAGAUGGAGAAUGAGGAGCUGAAAUACAUCCUGUGGACGUCAGUGCUCUUCUACAGAUCUCCUGAUGUGGAGACCACUGCCUGUGUCCUGCUGUCCACCAAAGCCAUUUACUUCAUCCUGGAUGACACGGCGUCCUCACUUACCAACCAAUCAAUGAUGUGGACCUGGCACCAGUCUGAGCACAAGGACAAAGAUUUCCUCAUUUCCUUUUGUUUCACCCUCAAACUGAAGGACCUGCAGAGCAUCAAUGUGGGCUUGUUUGAUCAGUACUUUAGAGUCAUGGGGCCCUCGGCUGAUCACAUCAUUUCCUGUUUGACCCGUGACAGUUACAGCACACACCGGUUCCUGCAGCAGCUGAUGAUGGUUUUGACCUUGCUGGAGAAAGUUCCCUCUCCUGAACCUUCUGAGCUGGAUUUCUACUCGCAGUUUGGAAACAAAAGCACAGGUAAAAUGGUGAAUUACGAACUGGUCCAUUCCAGCAAGGUGAAGUUUAUAUAUCCAAGCGAGGAAGAGAUUGGAGACCUCACCUUCAUCGUGGCGGAGAGGAAGACCCCUCAAGUGCCGUCUCACUCCUUUAACAUCCUUUUGUACGUACUGGUAUUCCAGGUCCACAUUGUUCCGGGCCAAACCGCCCAGAACCAGACCGUCCUACAACCCAAGACUCUUAUACUCACCAGCACGGAUGUCUUCCUCCUGGAUGAAGACCACAUCAGCUACCCGCUACCCGAAUUCGCAAAAGAGCCACCACAAAGAGACAAGUACCGCCUCACGGACGCCUGGCGGAUACGCGACUUGGACCGCGUGCUAAUGGGCUACCAGACUUACCCACAAGCCCUCACGCUGGUGUUCGAUGAUGUUCCCGGGCCGGAUCUUUUGUGCCACCUUACCAUGGACCAUUUUGCAGAUGGUGACGGGAAGGGCGACAGGACGCAGGGGUUCGGAGGAGCCGAGGGGGAAGUGCAAUGGUGUAUUUUCGUACCAGGAGCUGAUAGCAGAGAGAGGCUAAUAUCGCUCUUGGCUCGCCAGUGGGAGACAUUGUGUAGCCGAGAGUUGCCGGUUGAGCUAACAGGCUAAAGUACAAAAAAAUGAUGGAAAAUUUGCAGUAUUCACAGUAUGACGAACAUAUUUGUUUUUAUUAACUUUUUUCAGUUUUGACACAAUGCAUCCUGGGAAGCUAUGUUGUAGAGUCCACACGAGUAUAAUAUAUAUUUUUUGUCUCAGGCUUCAAACUUUGCUUUUUUUGCUGCUUUUCAGACAUAUUUAUCUGCUGCUUUGUACAAUCAGCCAUGCAUCAUGAAAUGUGAAACAUCUGUUUUGUGCAGUUCAGUGUUAUUUUAAGUAAAUUUGUUGUUCUGUGGCAAAAUGAUUUUCAGAUGGCUUUCAAUGAACGGAAAAAGAUAUAUAGUCUUUUUUUUUUAUGUAAAUGCAGUUUUAAUGUGUUAUUUAAAUUUUAGAAAGUAUUCCCGAGAUAAAUCUGUGGAUUUAUU
Molecule: messenger RNA, 4778 nt
Organism: Sinocyclocheilus grahami
Lineage: Eukaryota; Metazoa; Chordata; Actinopteri; Cypriniformes; Cyprinidae
Gene: nisch
Product: nischarin
Exons: 21
Coding region: 103-4365 (1420 amino acids)
Cellular component (GO): cytoplasm
Molecular function (GO): phosphatidylinositol binding; integrin binding
Source: RefSeq, a predicted model, not a curated record